UUGGGGGAUUCUUGACACGUUUCGCUUUUGAUUUGGAUUAGAUGAGGAUGCGUGUGAUGACACAGGCGAAUUGAUCGCGUUUGUCCGGAGAUUGCCUUUAGUGCACGCCCACACCGCGAGGCUUGAGUGCUUUUCAAAAUAAACUGCUCAGUUGAUUAGGUCUCCCCUUCCGACUGUACGGCCUCAAACUGCAAAGGCAGUUAAGUGCCACCAGGGUGUGGAAGCCAAAGUUUGUUUGGAAAAUUACCUAUGUGCACUUUGCACAACUGGGAUUUGGGACUACGCCAGAAAGCACCACCUGAUCUUUUUUGUUUUCAAGUGCAAUAAUACAGACCAUCGUCUACCAGGAUUUUUCACGUGUGUUUUUCUUUGUGAUUCAGGCUUUUUUGGAGUUUAUGUUUGAAUAAAAGAGGCCGAACCUUUGGGGGUAUUUUACUUCAAAUGAAGAACAUGGUGAAACUAAUUUACACAUUAGCUGAUCAUGGUGAUGAUAUCAACUGCUGUGCCUUCUCCUCGUCCCUCUUGGCUACUUGUUCCUUGGACAAAACAAUUCGCCUGUACUCCCUAAGUGACUUUACUGAAGUGCCGCACUCUCCAUUGAAAUUUCACACCUAUGCUGUCCAUUGCUGCUGUUUCUCCCCUUCAGGACAUAUUUUGGCUUCAUGUUCAACAGAUGGUACCACUGUCCUAUGGAAUCCACACAGUGGACAGACGUUGUCAGUGAUGGAACAGCCCAGUGGGAGCCCCGUGAGGGUUUGCCGCUUCUCCCCAGACUCCACCUGUUUGGUGUCAGGUGCAGCUGAUGGAACUGUUGUUUUGUGGAAUGCGCAGUCAUACAAGUUAUAUAGAUGUGGUAGUGUUAAGGAUGGCUCCUUGGUGGCCUGUGCGUUUUCUCCUAAUGGAAGCCUCUUUGUCACUGGCUCCUCAUGUGGAGAUUUAACAGUGUGGGAUGAUAAAAUGAGGUGUCUGCAUAGUGAAAAAGCACAUGAUCUUGGAAUUACCUGCUGCGAUUUUUCUUCACAGCCAGUUUCUGAUGGAGAACAAGGUCUUCAGUUUUUUCGAUUGGCAUCAUGUGGUCAGGAUUGCCAGAUCAAAAUUUGGGUUGUUUCUUUUACCCAUAUCUCAGGAUUUGAAUUAAAAUACAAGAGUACACUGCGUGGGCACCACGCCCCUGUUUUGGCUUGUGCUUUUUCUCAUAAUGGGCAGAUGCUCGUCUCGGGAUCAGUGGAUAAGUCUGUCAUAGUGUAUGAUACAAAUACUGAGAAUGUACUGCACACAUUGACUCAGCAUACCAGGUAUGUUACAACUUGUGCCUUUGCACCCAAUGUCCUUUUACUUGCUACUGGUUCAAUGGACAAAACAGUGAACAUCUGGCAAUUUGACAUGGAAACACUUUUCCAAGCAAGGAGCACAGAAGAUCAACUGAAGCACUUUACUGAAGAUUGGUCAGAAGAUGAUGUCUCAGAGUGGCUUUGUGCACAAGAUUUAAAAGACCUUGUUGGUAUUUUCAAAAUGAAUAAUAUUGAUGGAAGAGAACUGUUGAAUCUUACAAAAGAAAGUCUGGCUGAUGAUUUGAAAAUUGAAUCUCUAGGGUUGCGUAGUAAAGUACUGAGGAAAAUUGAAGAGCUCAGGACAAAGGAGAAAACCCUUUCUUCUGAAAUUCCUGAUGAAUUUAUAUGUCCAAUCACUAGGGAGCUGAUGCAAGAUCCUGUCAUCGCAUCAGAUGGUUAUUCAUAUGAAAAGGAAGCAAUGGAAAACUGGAUAAGCAAAAAGAAACGUACAAGUCCCAUGACAAAUCUUGUUCUUCCUUCAGUGGUACUUACACCAAAUAGGACUCUGAAAAUGGCCAUCAAUCGAUGGCUAGAGACACAUCAAAAAUAAAACUGUUUAUAUUAUAUUGUGUUAUUUAUGUUUUUUCAGUGAUCUCAUUUGAAUGAUUUAAAGGUAAAUACUAAUCGAACAUUAUUAAAAGCAAAACAGAAGAAGAAAGGUAAGCUUCUUAGUUAUCUAUAAACACUAUUUGCUGUCUAUUUUCAUUCUUUAAAAUAUAUGGCUAAAUAACACAUCUAACUUCUUUUCCAUUUUUACUCUAAAAGCCGUUUUGUACUAGUGAAAAAAAAUCGUAACCUGUAGAGCAAUAAAAUUUUACUUUGA
This is a messenger RNA of Rhinolophus ferrumequinum (greater horseshoe bat), 2154 nucleotides long. RefSeq names its product WD repeat, sterile alpha motif and U-box domain containing 1 (gene WDSUB1). Bases 442 to 1881 code for a protein of 479 amino acids. Lineage: Eukaryota; Metazoa; Chordata; Mammalia; Chiroptera; Rhinolophidae. Gene Ontology annotation, biological process: protein ubiquitination. Gene Ontology annotation, molecular function: protein binding; ubiquitin-protein transferase activity. The record is from RefSeq and is a predicted model, not a curated record. The transcript has 11 exons.